GGGAACCAGCAGGCUUUACUAUUCAUUACAUGGUUCUAGACAACACUGAUUCAUUGUUAAGAUAGCCCACAAAUUAUGGUCGUUUGAAAUAAAAUAAUCGCACAUGGCAUCAAAGGUCAGCCAUGAGUGGAUAUAUCACUUUUGAAGUUGGACGCUCUUGUCCAAAUGAGUAAGAUAGGAUUAGUCAUAGGAUUCGUUUAAGGGCAUAUAUAGAAAUCAAUAGAAAUGGCAUAGUGCUCAAUGAACCACAGAAGUGGAAUAUAAGUAAUCUUUUGUCUCUGGAUUGCUUUGAUUUACGGUACCUCCCUUUUAUCGCGGUGAUGAAAUAGUUAACAUGAUUGUUUGGAAUGAGGCGGCUAUCUUGUAACCAAGGAGAGGAGCAAGAACAUUGCAUACAACACAGAAGUCGUCUCGCUAACUCCAAAACUUAAGGGGGAUUUCCACGAUGGUUAGGGCGGUAGCCACGGGAUCGUACAUGGACACUUAAUAUUUCGUUAUGAUUAAGUUAUCAAAAAUAGCUAUUUUUACGAUUAUACACUAUAAGAAAGAAUUGGGUGUACACAUAGUUCACAUUAGUUUUACUAAGUAGCCUAUGAUUCGGUAGGCCCAUUGAAACGGUGCUAACGGAUCUGUCAAGAUUCGGUCAAAUGAUUCAAAUGACGCUUGCUAGUUCUGCCCAUGUCCUAACCCACUGACAGAAACGGAGUGACGGUCAUCGUCUUUUACGAAGCACUGACUUGUUGGUAGGUGUUCUAAUUACGCUCGCAUUUUCCCGAAAUGUUUGGGUCUUAACCAAUUUCAUUUUAUCUUUAGAGGUGACUAGAGAGCUCAUCGGAACCAUAGGCGGACUAAAACUUGAAACAAGCCUAACAUUACUUGGACAGUUUUCGAAAACUUUUGACACGUAUUAAUAUGUCUGGGAUUCAGCAUGCCACCAAUCAGAGCAUCAAGGCUUUUAAAUCAAGUGAAGAGUAUCUGUAUGCAAUGAAAGAAGAUUUGGCAGAAUGGUUGAAGGACUUGUACAACAUCGACAUUGACGUGAGCAACAUCCUUGAAGUUUUGGAGACAGGGGCUAUCCUAUGUAAUCAUGCAAAUAAUGUGACUAAGGUGGCAGAAGACUUUCUUUGCACAUAUGGACAUGUAGCCGGGAUUCAAUUGCCAUCAUCUGGAGUUACAUGUAUUAGCUCAGCUCAACCAUCUACUUUUCUCGCACGGGACAACAUAUCCAAUUUCAUAAAUUGGUGUCGCAAACAGAUGGAUAUUCAAGAUGUCCUGAUGUUCGAGACAGAUGAUCUGGUCUUGCGAAAGAAUGAAAAGAACUUUGUUCUUUGCCUGCUUGAAGUGGCACGGCGGGCAUCUCGCUUUGGCAUGGCAGCCCCUGUCCUUAUCCAACUGGAGCAGGAGAUUGAGGAAGAGAUUAGGGAGGAAAUGGACUUGCCCAUGGAGCAGACUCCUCUGACCAAACCCCAGAGGCGUUUAUCCAACACUCAGAAUCUUGAUGAAAUGGUCCGAGGCCUAAUAAGCAGAUGUACAUGUCCUACCCAGUUUCCCAUGGUCAAGGUCUCAGAGGGCAAAUAUAGAGUAGGAGACUCCAGCACCCUCAUAUUUGUGCGGAUCUUGCGCAAACAUGUGAUGGUGCGCGUGGGUGGAGGAUGGGACACCCUGGAGCACUAUCUGGACAAACACGACCCUUGCCGCUGCACCUCCCUCAGUGAGUCUAUCUCUUCAAGAUGUCCAAUAUACUUUGUAUGCUGCCACAAGGUGGCCCAGCGCCCAGCCACCCCGAUGCACGAAAUCAAAGCCAGGCUGGGCCCGCGGCAGGACGGCCAGGCUGGAGUCGGCACCCCCACUACGCUGCUGCUCACCCGUGCCCAGUCCCCGCUGCAGCCCGUCGCCUGGAGCUCCCCCGGCUCCGCUCGAGGCCUGGGGCCCGGCCCUGCUCCCUGCCCCUCCCGCUCCCCCGACCCUGGGCUACGCCACCUGCGCAGCCCCUCCCCCAGAAGGUUUCGUGAAAGGGCAUCCACACCUGCACGCAGACAGAACUCUGAAAGCCAAGAUGACUCAAGUCUUAACACAAGCUCAAGGAUGGGCCGAGAAGCUGUACGCGUGUCUCCAGCGCAUAGACACACAACCAGCUUACCCCGCACAGCGAUGUCCCCCGUGCCCCACCGUGAGCCUCCACGGACGCCCACCCCACACGCCAUCCAGAAGAACCCAGGUCUCCAGUCACAGUGCGACCCAGACACCAGGCUGAACCAAACCUUCACCAAAUCUCAAUUUGCCAUGAAGCUUCGACAGAGUGCAGCUGGCAGUGACCAUAAGUGUGGCGAUGGCCAGAGCAUCUCGGACAGACAAAGAGGACCUGGGCCAGUGAGGCCAUAUACACCUGUCCAAGAGCCGACCCCACAGAACAUUCCUUCUGCCGUCAAACACUCUGUCACUGAGAACAGUCAUAACUCACACAGGAGGUAUAGUUCACCUAAAAGGCAGGGCGUCACUUCACAUGGAUCGCCUGCCAGACCCUUCAGGCAUAUCAAAAAGAGCCUGUUUAGUCUUUUAGGAGGUAACACUUUUGAAAAGAAACUUGCUCCUGAUGAGCAGACGGCAGGCAGUGCCUUACAUGGAAACGGACAGCGUAGACAAAGUAUGGCCAAACGGAAUGUAUUUACUCCUGCAGCUACGGGGCAGGACUUACUUGAUGACCAAAGCCCCCAGCAGAGCUCAAAUGUACCCGGCGUCUCAAAUCCUCCGGUCAGCCCUGGUGAGGAGUUGCCUUGUGGCCAGAGAGUGACGGAAAGAGCCUGCCUCUUUACUCCACCGCCUAUCACUCCAGCCCAGGAGGCCAUCCUUUAUCAGAGCCUGGAGCACGAGAUCCUCUCUAAUCUGCAGGAACUUAACCUGGAUUCUGAUGACGGCAGCAGCACGGUAGAGGAGAACAUCAGUCAGCACUCCCCGCAGUGUCCUCAGUCGACUCGAGCGCUUUCCCACCACCAGUCCCCAGGCUCAACGCUACCCGCUGAUUCAUCUUGUGUACGGCAGAAGCAGACUGCUUGCGUCUCCUCCACGCCUGGCAACUCUAAAGAUCUUGGUUUUGAAUGUGUGAUUGACGAGCUCCGGCACAGCCGGCGGACCCUGGAGAAAGUGUCGGUGGAGCGCUGGGUAAACACGCUCCCUUUCAGCUCCCGGAGGAGCCGGCGAGAGGCUGCCGCGGUGGUAGACUCGUCCCAUCUCAGGCCCACCCAGCCCUGCACAGCCAGCUCCUGGACCUCUACAGGCUCCAGUUUGGAAUCAAAGGAGAGGAUGGAGGCUGUGACCGCACUGAUCUUGAGUCAGGUUGUGGAUGGCGGUGAGAUCGCCAAGGACUCCGACAAACAGAGAAGACCCAGGUCGUCGUCAUUCAGGCAAAGGAGGUCCCUGAGGAAACCAGAGAGGGUGCCCUCCAUUUACAAGCUCAAACUGAAGCCCCACAUACGUCCCAGGCAAGACCACCGACCCGAUCGCAAACCCUCCAAGAUUCCCAAGCCAAUAUCCUGCCGGCGGACCAGAGAAAAUGAAGAGUCAGGAUUAGGCAAGGACUCUACAGAGAGUGGGACAUCAUCAGAGAAAAACAACAGGCUACACAGUAAUAGAGGAGAGGAGAGACCCCUCACUAACAGACCGAUGGACCUGAACUCCAGGAGCAUCACACAGACCUCUCCAUAUGAAGGUGUCCAGGGUGGUAGAGUGGCUGUAAAGUGUUCAACUGAGGAGCUGGAAACCUGGGUCUGAGCACUCCCAUCUUUUGUAUCCAGAACACGUCAAUUCCUACUGAGAUCAGAUUCACAUGUGCCUCAGGUGGGAGCCUGUCAACUGCUGCUGAAGUCAUUGAACCUGAAAGACACAAGCCAAGAACCACAGCCAGAACAAGCCAUAACACAUUAACAAUGUAACCAAAAAGGUAAAUUAAAAAAGGUAAUUGGUUAUCUUCCAAUUUACACAGGUUACAUUUUUAAAUUUUAGAAAAGCCACCUCUCAGUAUCAUUGCUUGAUACAGGUUUUUUUUUGCACAUUAUGAUAAUUACUUUCUGUCUUCUUGUCGGAAAAAAACCCAGUCAACAGCCAAAAGAAAAGCUCCUCAAAAAGCACGAGGGAGUUUUUUCAGUGAUUCUGAAACCAUAAACAAGCUGUCUGGAACAACCCCUCCCCCCCCCCCAUGUGGUGACAGCAUUGCUAUGCUGGGGAGUGCCUGUGCUUUCAUCAAGCCAGCCUUUUACCUGGUCAAACAGCAUCAAAGCAGAAGGGGAGAAAAGAGAAGGAAAUGGAGGAUGUGAAACCUUAUUACCGGUCACAGCCGAGCGUCAUGUGGCUCUCGGUGCCAAGGCGAGGGGAGGAAUCAGCUUUAUAGAAGCAGAACAUGUCACUCUGCUCUGCCCGUUUAUCUAAGCGUUCACUGGAUUCUCCCCAUGCGCAGUCACUUGUCAA
Molecule: messenger RNA, 4461 nt
Organism: Clupea harengus (Atlantic herring)
Lineage: Eukaryota; Metazoa; Chordata; Actinopteri; Clupeiformes; Clupeidae
Gene: gas2l2
Product: GAS2-like protein 2A
Exons: 6
Coding region: 913-3768 (951 amino acids)
Biological process (GO): protein localization to microtubule plus-end; actin crosslink formation; microtubule bundle formation
Cellular component (GO): microtubule plus-end; stress fiber; cytoplasm
Molecular function (GO): cytoskeletal adaptor activity; microtubule binding; actin filament binding
Source: RefSeq, a predicted model, not a curated record